GGCCUCUCGGGACACCACGGCGGCCGCUCGGGCCGCUGCCCCGUGGUUUGCUUGGCCUCGCUCCCUCGGCUGCGAGCUGUGGUGCCGGCCGCGACAUGUGGCGCCUCACGGGGCUGCUGGGCCGAGCUCUUCCCCGGCUACUGGGACCCGGUUUCCGAGGAGUGUUACCAAAGCCCACCAGCCCAGAUGGGCCUCAGACAACUCCCUCUACCUUGCUAGUCCUUGGGCGUAGCCUUGACAGGUCAGGCGCCCAUGGCCCAAGAAGGCACAGGGGCCCAAAGUGCCAUGGGUGGAAGGACGCCUACAAUUGGAUGUCUGCACGUGUCUCCUCGAACACCCUGUGGGAUGCCAUCUCAUGGGGCUCUCUGGCUGUGCUGGCCCUGCACCUGGCAAGGCAGAUCCAUUUCCACGCAUCCCUGGCAGCAGGACCUCAGCAAGCUGAACACUGCUUGUCGCGCAGUCCCCUGCUCCACUUCCUCUCCUCUCCCUGGUGGCACCCACACUCCUCACUACGGAGGCAUGUUCUUCCUGGUCCCGACCACCCAGCUCCCAGGCCGACCGGCCUGAAAAAACUGAGGCUGGGCCAGGAAGAACCCUCAGCUCAGCCUGGGCUCUUCCCCUCGCAUAGCUCACCCAGGACAGCUCAUCUUCAGGAUCUGCCUGAGGAAGGGCCCAGUGACUUUGGCUUCCUGCAUGCCAGAAGCAACUUCUCAUUCGAGGCAAAGGCAGAUGAGGCCCAUCCUCCUGGGGAAAAGAAGGAGCAAGACAAGCCAAAGACUCUUCCACUGGAAGAGGUUGUGACUUCCAUCCAGCAGCUCUUCCAGCUCAGUGUUUCCAUCGCUUUCAACUUCCUGGGGACAGAGAACAUGAGGAAUGGGGACUACAUGGCAGCCUUUUCCCACUUCCAGAAAGCUGCAGACCGUGGCUACAGCAAAGCCCAGUACAACGUAGGCUUGUGUCAUGAGCAUGGCAGAGGCACACCCAGGGAUCUCAGCAAGGCAAUCCUUUAUUACCACCUGGCUGCUAGCCAAGGCCACAGCUUGGCUCAGUACCGCUAUGCCAGGUGCCUGCUCCAAGACCCAACCUCCUUUUGGGACCCUGAGCAGCGGAGGAGGGCAGUGUCUAUGCUGAAGCAGGCUGCAGAUUCAGGUUUGAGAGAGGCCCAGGCUUUCCUCGGUGUGCUUUUCACCAAGGAGCCUCACCUGGAUGAGCAGAGAGCCGUGAAAUAUCUUUGGCUGGCAGCCAACAAUGGGGACUCACAGAGCAGGUACCACUUGGGAAUUUGCUAUGAGAAAGGCCUUGGUGUGCAGAGGAAUAUGAGAGAGGCCGUGAAAUGUUACCAGCAGUCAGCAGCUGUGGGAAACGAAGCCGCCCAGGAGAGGCUGAGGCUCCUCUUUUCUGUGGAGGCUGCAGCCCCGGGCCCCAGCCACCUGGCCAUGACAGGAUUGAAGUCUUUCUCCAGCCCCUCCCUCUGCAGCCUGAACACCCUGUUAUCUGGCACUUCUGGCCUCCCUCACGCCUCAAGCACAGGGAACCUCGGCCUCCUCUGUAGAAGUGGUCGUCUUGGAACCAGCCACGGAGCCCCCAGCAGGGCUGUUCCCUCCUUGGAAAGGAGUCUCUUAAGACUGGGCUUUGGCUAAGACCUCCUCUGUCUUAGAGAGCCUGUGAAUUCUCAAAGAUAUUACAGCUUGAGUCCCAAAGAAGAGGCCGGUUAGCCACUUGCCUUCCCACAAACCUUGAGCACUGGAGAGAAGAGGAAAGCGUGUGAAGACCCAGGGUCUGGCUCUGCCGCUUGUGGCCACGUGACAUGGUUUGCCAACAUCCUCUCCUCCACUGUGGAUGGAGGGCAGUGGUGUACACCUGCUCCUUACACGACUAAGGCGUGCGCCUUCCACUGCCAAAAAGAACUCGCCCCUAGCUUAGCCCCCCAGAGGCAGGGUGAUGCUCACAGUUCCAUGGCCUUAUGAGUCACCAGGCCAGGAUGAGGACAUGGGCAGGACUCCUGACUCCGGCCCAGAAUUCUGUCCUGCCAGUUCACACUGUCAUGUGAAAGCAUUAUUUUUUUCCUGCUGAUGUUGGGAGCAGCAAUAGAGUUAGGCACCUGGAGUCUUGGAGCCAGAGAAUAGAGACUGUGAAUCCUCUUUGGGAAAGUAAGCUAGGAAUGUAUGCAUGUGUAAUAAAACAGAUAGUGGAUCAUC
This is a messenger RNA of Jaculus jaculus (lesser Egyptian jerboa), 2198 nucleotides long. It is a transcript of the gene Dele1, whose product is annotated as DAP3 binding cell death enhancer 1. Bases 96 to 1640 code for a protein of 514 amino acids. The record is from RefSeq and is a predicted model, not a curated record. Gene Ontology annotation, molecular function: protein binding. The transcript has 13 exons. NCBI's taxonomy places the organism in Eukaryota, Metazoa, Chordata, Mammalia, Rodentia, Dipodidae.